UUUAAAACUGACGCCAUCCGGUAGCGGACAACGAAAAAGGAGCGAACCUUGCUCAAAAUGGUGUAAAGAGGUGAAAGCACAACAAGCACAUCUUUUAAUUAACAAGUCAUCUGCAGUCAACAACUUGGCGUCAUCGCAGUGAAAGGCGAGAGUGGAUAUUGGUUUGCAAGCAAGCACUCCCAUCCCACUAAUUCAAAGGAUUGUAGUUAACAAGCUAGCUACGCAACGCAGGUAGGAGUGGCUGGCGCAAUCUUUACACUAACUAUGGAGCCCUCCGAGCAGCAGCAGAUGGGCCCAGGCUCUGGCUCUCAGGAGGUCAACCCUGUGUACCUGCAGCAGCUGCGAGAGCUGGACAUCCCUGAGGAGGCUGCCAAGCAAGCGCUCUUGCACACCCGAAAUGUGUCUGCUGAGGAGGCUGCCAUGUACUACUUCAACAAGCUGGAGAAUGAGGAGGAAGGAGACGACGACCUCAUGUUCAAGAUGGUGUUUGUGGUGAACAUGGACCUGGCCCUGGGUGUGGGAAAGCUGGCUGCGCAGGUGGGCCACGCGGCCGUGGGGCUCUACCAAGCCCUGCAGGAGAAGAACAGCUGGAGGGAGAUGGCCUGGAAGUGGGACCAUGGCGGGGCGAAGAAGGUGGUGGUGCAGGGGACCAACAUGGCCCACCUUUUGGAGCUGCAGGCCCUGGCCAUGAGCCUCAGCCUGCCCACGUACCUGGUUCAGGAUGCCGGACGCACCCAGGUGGAAGCCGGCUCACGCACUGUCCUGGCCAUCGUUGGGGAGGAGGAGAUGGUGAACAAUGUCACUGGAAGUCUGAAACUGCUCUGAGGGACUAAACCAGCUGUGGAGGUGCAGGGCCGUGCAAUGCCACAGAGGCAACCAGCAGAGGGCAGCAUCCCUAACAGCAGAAGGGUCUCGGCAUGCAAGCGCGCAACAACAACGUAACAAAACAAAAAACUGAAAAAAAGAGUAAAACAACCAGACAUGACCCCAACUACCAAGAUGAACAUUCAGCCAUUUUUUUCCCCUGUUCCCUGUUCGAGCCACUGACUGGAGAAGAGAUGUAUGGAGAGCUGCUCAUGUCGAGAGGAAGGGACUAGUUACUCGAACCGACAAUGUUGAAGGCAGUUUGAACAACUUUUAGUGUCAACUUUUUAGAUUUUUUGGGAUUGGAGUGUUUUGCUAGUUAAGGGGGGAUGGCCAUUACUGUAUGAGAGAAUGGUAUCCAAUUUUUAUGAAGGUGAAAGUUCAUGACAUCCCAUAAUUUUGUCUCCCAAUUUAAAAUAUGAUUUGGUGUAUUGAAAAGAAAAUCAAGGAUAGAACCUAGUGUGUUGGUGAUUUGUUAAAUACUGUUAUUGUAAUUCAAGCAGCAAAAUAUAUAAUUGUAAUGAAAUCCUUUUUAGAUGUAGGAUCUUCCUGUGAAAGUUACUGCUUGUCAAUAAGGAGUGUUUACUGACACCUUUACUAUUACUUCGAUGUGUAAACUAAUGUGUAAAUGUAUACACGUGUAUGUAUGCAACAUUCUCUCCCGAAGACCCCGCCCCUUAGAAAUGAUAACACUACAUACUGACGUUAAAUGGCCGUACAUUAAGUUUAUGUGCAUCCGUUCAGGCCAUAUAUAAUCGGUUGCGUGCCAUCCUCAACAUUUCGCACAAUCACUGUUGGAUUUUUUUAACAUUGUGUUGGUGGACUUUUUCCCCCCUCCAUUUUCUGUUCUUGAAAAAAAGUAUAAGGUCGACUCGAGGCUUGCUCUGAGUUAUAAUUCCUGGACUUGGGGGUUUGGUGUAAAAAUAAGUGUGAGGAACUCAUUGUAUGGGUUAAAAUAAGCUACUGUGCUUGCACAGUGCCCAAGCACAUGUACUCUAGCUGAUUUAUUAAUGGUUUACACAAGUGAAAUGUUUUGUGUAAUUUUAAACUGCUUUGAGGGUAAAUGUGUUAUCUUUCUCUACGAGGUAGUCUAAAAGAUGGCUAGCUAAAUGGUUGAGCUAUGACUUCUACCAAAACAGUACAUAGAUUUAAGAUGGAGUAGCAAUUACAGGAUAACAUUUUAAGAACUGCAUUUAAAUAAAUAAAAAUGAUAGAUUCUUGCACUUACAGAUUUAAGCAUUGGACAACCAGAUGCCUAGGAUAUGUUGUAUGUUUCUGUUAAAACAACUAAUUGUUCAUUACUUAAGCAAAAAGGAAUUGUAUUUUGUGAGCAUGAGAUGCCAUUUGGGACCAUGAAUGGCUCUGAAGUCUUACUAAAUAUGUAAUGGUGUUAUUAUUUCAAUGUUACUGACAUGACAUGCAUGUAACAGUUAUGCUGGAAAAUGUUUUUUUUCCCUUUGUGUUGAGACCAUGCAAAACCCCAUGGCAACAAACAUUUUUUAUUUUGUUAGCACUUUGAUACCUUCCUGUGUUACACAACAAUUUGUUCCCGUUUUAAAACCAAGGAGACUAUUAAAAAUUACUCCUGACCAAGUGAA
Coregonus clupeaformis (lake whitefish) is the source of this 2462-nucleotide messenger RNA. Its product is annotated as probable peptidyl-tRNA hydrolase 2. Gene Ontology annotation, molecular function: peptidyl-tRNA hydrolase activity; protein binding. The transcript has 7 exons. Bases 265 to 825 code for a protein of 186 amino acids. The record is from RefSeq and is a predicted model, not a curated record. Gene Ontology annotation, cellular component: cytosol; mitochondrion. NCBI's taxonomy places the organism in Eukaryota, Metazoa, Chordata, Actinopteri, Salmoniformes, Salmonidae.